Pseudopodoces humilis (Tibetan ground-tit) is the source of this 2999-nucleotide messenger RNA. RefSeq names its product proline-serine-threonine phosphatase interacting protein 2 (gene PSTPIP2). The record is from RefSeq and is a predicted model, not a curated record. Gene Ontology annotation, molecular function: actin filament binding. Gene Ontology annotation, biological process: actin filament polymerization. Gene Ontology annotation, cellular component: cytoplasm; actin filament; plasma membrane. NCBI's taxonomy places the organism in Eukaryota, Metazoa, Chordata, Aves, Passeriformes, Paridae.
GCAGGAUGCGGGAGGCGCGGUUCAGGGACCACUUCUGGUGCAACAUGUUUUUAAGGAAUGAUUUGGAAGAAGACACUGACCCUUCAGAAGUCUAUGGCAAAUAGCACGGAUCUGACCAGCACAGUUGGCUAUGACAGCAUCAUUCAGCAUCUGAAUGAUGGCAGGAAGAACUGCAAAGAAUUUGAAGACUUUCUGAAGGAAAGAGCAAUUAUAGAAGAAAAAUAUGGCAAGGAGCUCAUUAACUUGUCGAAGAAGAAGCCCUGUGGGCAGACAGAGCUGAACACGCUGAAGAGAUCCCUCGAUGUUUUCAAGCAGCAGAUAGACAAUGUGGGACAAGGUCACAUCCAGCUGGCACAAACCCUUCGGGAGGAAGCAAAGAAGAUGGAGGACUUCAGGGAAAAGCAAAAGCUGCAUCGGAAAAAGAUAGAGCUGAUAAUGGAGGCGAUUCACAAAAACAGGAAUCUUCAGUACAAGAAGACCAUGGAGGCCAAGCGUCUGUACGAGCAGCGCUGCCGGGACAAAGAUGAGGCGGAGCAGGCUGUGCACCGCAACGCCAGCCUGGUCACACAGAAGCAGCAGGAGAAGCUGUUCCUGAAACUGGCUCAGACGAAAUCAGCACUGGAGGACACUGACAGGAGUUACCAGCAGAGUGUGACCACAAUGGAGAAGAUCCGGGAAGAGUGGCAGAAUGAGCACAUCAAAGCUUGCGAGUUCUUUGAGACUCAGGAGUGCGAGCGGAUCAACUAUUUCCGUAAUGCCCUCUGGCUCCACGUCAACCAGCUCUCCCUGGGAUGUGUCCUGAAUGAUGAGAAAUAUGAGGAAAUCCGCAAGAGUUUAGAAAUGUGCAGCAUUGAGAAGGAUGUUGAUUUUUUUGUAAAUUUACGCAAAACUGGAAAUUUGGCUCCAGCUCCUGUUGUUUAUGAAAACUACUAUAAUGCCCAGAGAAAUGUGACUCCUGCUGCGAGAAGUCCAGCUCCUGUGCCUUUAUCAAGGAGGGGACCCUUGCCCACCCCGACCAGUGCACCAGGGGAGCCUGAUUAUGCCACAGUUGAUGGUUACAGCUUGGUACAUUUCUAACAGUCACAGUUUUCCAAAAGGCAGAAGACAUUGUUGGUCUGACCAGCAUGGCAGAGAUGAUGUUUUCAGUUACUCCCAGACAUAUAGAGCUGAAGUGCUUCUGCUUUUCAAGAGAAUAUUUUGAGGACUCCAACAAUUAUUUGUACAUUCAGAAAAUGCUUACUAAAAAUCUAUGCCUCUGAUCAGCAAACUCCUUGGAUGGAUCUUCUUACUCAGAGUAAGAAAAGGACCAGACACAGGGGUGAUCUGUGUUGGAAGUUUUCAAUUUGAAGUUCUUCUAAAGUGUAGCCAUCUAGAAAGUCUGGAGCCUUCCACUCUGUAGGUAACUAAGAAGUUGUAUGUGCUGAGAGGAGUGCUGCACGAUGCUUUGGUCAUGCUGGCUUGUGUUCAGGGUAUGUGCAUCCCUCUCAGAUCUCAGGUUUUGCCUGUUCCUAAGGGCUUUUGCCUGUUCCUAAAGUCUUUCAUUAGUGGGGAUUAAACUUGUCCUUUGGGUCAAAUUUUACUCAUAUCUCUCAGAAAUCUUACUUAGAGGAGCACCAGCAGUUGCACAGAGUUCCUGGCUUAGCUGUAGCUGUGCUCCAGGCUUAAAUGCUGACACUGGAAGCUGAUUUGCAUCUACUCAGGGAGGGGCUGUGCCACAUCCAACCUGCUGGGAGGUCCCAGGAAGGAUCUGAUGGAAUUUAUUCAUCUCUUCCAACCACCUCUCCAUUGAGGGUCUUGUGAGCUCUUAGGUUUAUCAGGUUGUCCCUGGUAAGCUCUGGAUACCAGGCUGGAUGGGGCUUGGAACAACCUGGUGUAGUGGAAGGUGUCCCUGCCCAUGGCAGGGAGUUGGAACUGAUGCCUUUUUGGGACCACCUAAAAACAGAGGCCCCACAAAAUUAAAGAGAAUAACAAGAAUUUGUAUUCAUUGAAGGGCCUUCAGGUACACUUGGGGCAUACAAACCUCCCCCCAUGGGCUACACCCCAAAAAUAGACAAUGGGUCAUAGGUUUUCAUAUUUUUUAAGUUUGGUUCACUUGCAUAUUGUGGGGUUAAUCUACCAAUUACACCUUCAAGUAAUGAAGUAAUUUACCCCAAGUUUGUUGCCCCCAACUUUUGUUUACAUUUCUCAGGCCCUGAGGCAGUAAGGUCGAUUCCCAUUUUCCCAUGAUUCCCAGGGCAGAGAGGAAUUACCUGACCAAAAUGGGAAAGCAGCAGCUAACACUCUGUAUGGAGUUUAGAGUUAUACACUAAAGAAUUGCAGGAUUACAAAUAUAUGAAAAUAGAAAAGCUAAAAUCCUAAGGCAUCAGAACUAGGUGGUCUUUAAGGUCCCUCACAACCCAAACCAUCCUGGGAUUCUCUGAUUCUAUGAUUUAAUUAACUUCUGUGAUUCUCUAAACUUUGGAUUUGUUCUGACUAUGCACCACUGGAAACAAACUUAUCUACUGCUGGAGCUUGAAACUAGUUUUCUGACCGCAUCUCCUGAAAGUUCCUUCCCUUGUUGUUACCACAUCCAUAGAUAUGAUUAUGGCUUUGAUUCAGAAGCUUAUGUGCCUCAGGGCUGCUGGUCUGUCUGAUGUCCCUGUGUGCAGUGCUGCUUGACUGCUCCUCGCUGCCUUAUGACACUGGAUACAGGGAUACAGGACAUGGGGAUAAACACACAAUUUACCUGUCUAAACCUGGUGCCAGGUCACUAACCUGGAGCAACAGGAUUUGUUGUUUUUAUGAUGUUUUUCAAGUUGAAUCUGCAUGGCUUCGGCAUGUGCCUCAACCCACCAGUCCUUGGGGUUUUUACUGGAUUUAUUUGUGUGGGGAAGAUGACACUGAGCUCUGACAUCUGCCUUGCUGCCUCACAGUGAGCUGUGCAGAGUGCACAUGCCAAGGAAUCAGCUAUCCUAUUUAUUUCUGAAAGACCAAGGAUACAAAUACUCUUCUGAAGGAGC